AAUGGCAGGUACGGCGAACGAUUACAUGGGAACACUUUCGAAAACACGUUCAGGACGUGAUUGUGACAAAUGGCCAAUCAGACCUAAAUUACCAGCGAUGGCCCAAAAUGCGUCUCGAGCAAAUACCACCAAAACGACUCGCGUCAGAUCUGCAAAAAUUGGAGCAAAUGUAGCAGUUGCCAAAACCAGUUUGACAGUCGGUAGAGAAUAUUUCAAUGAUAGCGUCUUUCCAGAAGGAAGCGCCAAGAAUGCCAGUAAUUAUUGCAGAAAUCCGUCGCGUAAUAUCGCCGGCACUUGGUGUUACACCAAGGAUCCUUUGGUGCCCCAUGAUCUAUGCAACGUUAGAGAUUGUGAGAAACCAGAGGAGUACACGUUCCUUGCCGUGGGAGAUGGCCUAGAUAGGCGUACAUACGUUUUACCCGAAUAUCGUUCGGAAGGUUUACACUUUUCUGUGAAAGCUUGGGAACCGGAUAAUCCAGAUUCUGUCGUGUUUGUCUUUUUAGCCGAUGAUGGAUUAAAAUCGCGUUACAUCCUCAAAAUAGGAACGUCGAACAACGAAAAAGUACUUCUCUUUUACGAAUCGGAAACUACAGCAAUUUCCUUGGUCAAAAGGAAAACUCUGCCACAUUUGCUUUAUGUAGGAAAAUGGAGCAGCUUUAUCAUCCGUAUACCACGCGGACAAUUAUUGCUUUAUUACGAAGACGAUCCUACACCAUUGUUCGAAUGGACUCAUCCCGAUCCUCCCAAUGCUUUUCUACCAAUGUAUUAUUAUUAUGGCAGCGAACAAUCAAAAGCUGUUGGCUUCGCGUUCGAUCGUGGAUCAAAUUGUCAUAUAGAAAACACGAGAACUGAUAAAUACACCAGAAUCCUAUCGUUAUCAACAUGGAUUGACGAAGAAAUAUUGCUUCCUCAACAAGUGACUCUUCAUCUUCGAGGGGAAGGUGCAGUUCAUUUCCCUUUCUACCUGAUGCCCGAGACUCCAGGAUGAAUAUUCAGUUUUCAUGCAGCAGGCUGCAUUACUAUCCCAAAAUUGUACUCACGACUUUCUGUAAGUUACACGCAAAGAUCUAUCGUUACCCAGGACGUUAAAUUCUUGCGAUAUACUCAUUUUAAUAAACACUAGAGCUUCCAGUAAACGUAAUUUACUGAUAUAUACUAUUUUAAUAGAUAUUUUAUGCUCAAGCUUAAUGAUCCAGAUCGUUGGAUAUUAUUCGCAAAAACUACGUACCCUACAGUGACGGUUUUCCACAAACAAAAAUCGCGUGUACCUUUAUUCACAACGAAUUCAUGGACUAAUAUUACAAUAAGAUGGUCUGCAAAUACGAUGAACAUCUACUCCAACGCCACAAAUGUGUUUCAUUAUCAGCAUACCAGUCUUCUCAUAUUCUACUUCUUUUCCGUCGGCGUCGAUGCCAACAGCUGGGUUACUUGGUCUGUCAAUUGCGUUCCAACGGAUAUAGAAGGUCCACCAGUUGAUGGAGGUUGGUCAGAAUGGGGACCAUGGGCAUGCAGCGUGAGCUGCAAUGGUGGUACAGGAAUUCGAAAACGACGUUGCGACUCGCCAACACCUAACAUCAGAGGAGAACCGUGUGUAGGACCGAGUACAAUGACUGGACGUUGCAACGAAAUUCUUUGUGGUGAUAUAACCGAAGAUACGAUAAAAUUGAUAAAUCGAAGAAUUAGAAUGAACCAUACGGCUCUUACUGCCAAAGAACAUCGUUCUAUCACAAUUAAAUCCGACUCGGAUAUCGUGGAAUUAAUUAUUAAGGAAUCUCCUCGUUCCGAAUUACAAUGGUCCUUAAAUGGUGUCUUUGUGGAGAUAGAGCCCGAAAGAUUGGAGUUAAAAGAUUACAAUAUUGAGAUAAUGGAAGCGGUUCUAAAUGAUUCUGGCGUUUAUGCGAUGACACUACGUCGAAUCGAUGGAACGUAUUCGAUUAUCAAAGUGGUCACCUUGGCAGUGAUUCCAGCAGAGGAAACUAUGCAAAUAAGGGAAACUCUAGACACAACCAUACAAUGCCAUUGUGCAAUCCUAGGACACAUUUAUUCGGAGCUUGAAGUGUCUUGGUUAGUACGCAAUAAAACGUGGAAGAAUUAUGGCAUCACGCUUCCAAUGGCAGCCGAUGUUGAACACAUUACAAAAGUUAAUAAAACGCAUAACGGGAUGUGGCAAUGUGUCGUGAAGCAAAAUGAUUUAAAUUUUGUAUGGAUAACAAAUAUGAUAUAUA
Bombus terrestris (buff-tailed bumblebee) is the source of this 2225-nucleotide messenger RNA. RefSeq lists its product as uncharacterized. The coding region runs from base 2 to 988 and encodes 328 amino acids. The record is from RefSeq and is a predicted model, not a curated record. The transcript has 9 exons. NCBI's taxonomy places the organism in Eukaryota, Metazoa, Arthropoda, Insecta, Hymenoptera, Apidae.